This is a messenger RNA of Ochlerotatus camptorhynchus, 1530 nucleotides long. RefSeq lists its product as uncharacterized. Gene Ontology annotation, cellular component: cytoplasm. The record is from RefSeq and is a predicted model, not a curated record. NCBI's taxonomy places the organism in Eukaryota, Metazoa, Arthropoda, Insecta, Diptera, Culicidae. Gene Ontology annotation, molecular function: ubiquitin protein ligase activity; zinc ion binding. The transcript is spliced from 4 exons. Bases 260 to 1141 code for a protein of 293 amino acids. Gene Ontology annotation, biological process: protein ubiquitination.
GACUGAAGCCGAAGUGAUCGAUGCCAGGAAGUCGGAAGUGCUACAGCAUUUGCAGUGUGUAAUCUGCCUCGACGGCGUUCAUGAGGCUCGACUCUGUCCAUCCUGUUCACGGUUAUUUUGCGAAGGGUGCAUUUACAAUUGGCUAACGAACAAAUCCAGCACUUGUCCAAACUGUCGAACAACCGUGAGUUAUUCUGCACUGGUAAAGGGCUAUUCGAUCAAUCAAUUGCAGGAAUCGAUCAGGCAUCUGUUCUCAAGCAUGGACAACAAGGACAACCUUUGCGGUGAACAUGAGAACCAGCAUCUUUCUCUAUUUUGCUACCCAUGCGAAAUGAAUAUUUGCGUUAAAUGUUGGUUCUCAGAGGAACAUGCUGAGCACAAGGAACGGGCCGUACCUCUAGAGGAAGCUUUCGAACACUACAUGCAAAAUAUGACGGCGACUCUAACCUGGAUCAACGGACGAAAGGAAGUGGUCGAUCAUGUACUGAAACAGGUGCAGGAAAAUCUAAGUCGUCUGAGCCAAGAGAAAGAAUUAAUCGAAAAACUACGUGGAGAAUCGGAGGAGCUGAUUACGGGCAAGGCAAAUCCUGCAUCUGUAAUGCAAAUCAUUACAACCGAACGAGCAAUGGCGGAGCUGCGUUUGAACCAUCAGGAUGAAACAGAAUCAGUUCGACUAGAUCGUCGCCGAGAAUUCAUGUCGGAAGCAACCGUACUGGAUUUCCGUAUGACAGAGUUCGAUAGCACUAUAAAGAACCAUGGAUCAUUCAAGACAAACCUUCAAGCUCCGUACGGCUUCGAAUGGAAAUGCGAGAUCACAAACGAAGAUAACGGCAUGUACUUCUACCUUAGUUUAAUGGCAGGAAAACCCAGUGAUUACUCCGUACUGUUCGAUGGCAAACCGGAGAAGGUUUGCCGAUUUGAGUUGGACAGUGCCGUGAAGAUUGGGGUGUACAAGCCAGUCAUGGAAAACGUGGUCAACGAUUCGCAAAAGUUGACCGUACAAAUUCGUCAAUCCUACGGUGACAGGUUUCAACAGUUGCAUGACUAUAUUACUCGGCUGGAGAAGGAAAAUGCUGAUCACGUGGCAUUCAAAACGUACCUCGCCGAUUGGGACAAGAGACUUGGGCCUUCAUCUGGUUGAAGAUAACUGUUGAAUUCGUAUCCAACUUGUAGUAGAUAGUUUCCAGAAUAUCUUGGUAUUUUAACAAAAAAUCUAAUGACAAGAGCUAUAUUUUAUAUUAUAACAACUGACGAGAAUCUGCCCUAGUUUUAAAUUAUGAUCAAAACAUGUUCAGAAUAAGAGGUUAUAAGCAUUUCUGUUUAUUUGUACUAAAUUCAAGUUAAAUUACAUUUAAUUCUAAUCGAGGUGCUCCAGUAACUUAGCAGCCUUAACGAUUUUUGCCUAAAAUUAUUAAUUAUUUUGUUGGACAUUUUAAGCUGAACAAUGCAUUAUAUCCUAAGUAACGUUGACAAAUUCUCUUCGUCUACUUUCUCUUUUCAUGCUCACGGCCAUGCACAUUCCCAGCUAAU